This is a messenger RNA of Chanos chanos (milkfish), 5284 nucleotides long. It is a transcript of the gene itprid2, whose product is annotated as ITPR interacting domain containing 2. The transcript is spliced from 19 exons. The coding region runs from base 111 to 4265 and encodes 1384 amino acids. Gene Ontology annotation, molecular function: signaling receptor binding. The record is from RefSeq and is a predicted model, not a curated record. Lineage: Eukaryota; Metazoa; Chordata; Actinopteri; Gonorynchiformes; Chanidae.
GAAAGUUUGGCAGAUGCGACUGAACACAGGUUUCGCCUCUUUCAGCACCAUCACACUCCGCUUUACGAUGGUGAGUCUUCCCCUGCUGUAGUGUCUGUGCAGCAGACGACAUGGAGCAGUGCGAGCCCCUUGCCAGGACAGAACACCCAUGGAAGGCUGCCACCGUGAAGAGGAGGGCCUGGGCACGGAGCCGAGACUCCUGGCAGGCCCCUGAGUCUCAGGACGACAGCACAGAGGGGCCGCUGCCCACACAGCCUAUGGAGGAGAAGCCCUCUCCAGCCUCAGAACCAGGACCUAUACCCAACAAAAUAGCAAGUUGGCUCCGAGACUGCAGGACUCCUCUGGGAGCCUCUUUGGAUGAACAGAGCAACUCCCCGACCAAAGGCCUUGGGAGGAAUGGCUGCAGUUUUGAAGAUGACUUGUCUUUGGGAGCCGAGGCCAAUCACCUCCAGCCCAGCAGUGAGAAAGCAGAGGUUCCUGGAUACGGGUUGCCUGCAAAGGACAGAAGGAGCCAGUUCAAACAGAAAGGCAGGAGUAUGAACUCUACCGGCUCUGGCAAGAGUAGCGCUACAGUGUCCAGUGUGUCAGAGCUACUGGACCUUUAUGAGGAGGACCCAGAGGAGAUCCUGUAUAACCUGGGCUUUGGUCGGGAAGAGCCGGACAUCGCCUCCAAAAUCCCCUCCCGCUUCUUCAACUCUUCCUCCAGUGCAAAAGGAAUCGACAUCAAAGUGUACCUGGGAGCUCAGAUACAGCGCAUGGAGCUGGAGAAUCCAAACUACGCCCUGACAAGUCGUUUCCGGCAGACAGAGGUCCUUGCAACCGUCGCCAAUGUCUUCACUGAGAUCUACUCCCAGGUGUCGGGCAGACCCACGCAGAGGAUUGGGAGCUGUGAGGGGGAGUCCAAAGAGCCCUCACAACUGAAGAGAAACAACUCAGCCCUGAAUGCAGCCAAGAUCCUGAAGAAGACCAUCACCAGGCAGAACCUGCUGAGCUCCACAGAGGGAGCACAAAGCCCAUCCUCUGUCACCUCGGACCCCGGCAAGGGGGAGGCUGUGAGCCCCGGUGUUUGGGACAGCCCCAGUGAGUCUGAGCACAAACAGCAGAGGAUGUUUAGGAAGAAGGACUCGCCCUCUCUGGCCACCGUGACAGAGGAGUCACAGCAAGGCAGUGCAGACAACCCCUUAAACGGAGACGCGGCGACGGGGCAAGGAGUCGAAAGUUCCUCUUCCACUCCUUUUGUAGGCAGUGAGCAGUCUCCUCUGAACGGAGAACAAUUACCUGAGCGAAGUUCUGCGUCUGUUCAGGCGCUGGGCAGGGAGGUCCCAGAGGCCCCAGUCCUGGUGAGCAUCAGUGGAGCAUCUGAGGAGGGUGACAUGAGCAUGACCAGUGACGCUGAUGUGGGCAGAGGAGAAAGCCAUCAGAAAGCAGUCACCUCCACACCAGACAAGGAGACACCAAACCUCCUUCCCAACCCUCACAUUGCUCACCUCCUCAGCCAGCCCAGAGAUUCGUUUGAAAUGGAGGAGUUGCAGAGUAAUGAGGAUGACGCUCCCCCAGGAACCCGCUGCACCUCUAGAGCCAGCAGCGAGCAUUUGCUGAGGACGGGCAGUCAGCAGUCUGACAGCAGUGGUUUUGCAGAGGAUCCAUCCACAGACGGCUCAGCUAAUUACCUUAAGCAGGUACAGGAGAGCUCCGACAGCUGUGAUAGUGAGACCACCGUGACGUCUCAUGCGGGAGACGUGAGCACUCCCGUGGCUCUGGAGCACCUCACGUUUGAGAGGAGUCAGGGGUUGGAUCUGUUUCCUCAGUCUGGGAGAGGGAGCUCCAGCCAGGCCCAGGAGGACAGGAACAUUCCUGAGUAUUUCUGCCACCCCAGACAAGUCACCUCAAUGACCCAGAAUCUGCCAAGCGCUUGCCUGGACGAAUCUGCUCUUGCCUCUGAACUGCAUGGCUCUUCUGAGACGUCUGCUGGUGGAGAACCUGCCGCUUUAGUGGAACCUGAUGUUUCUGCAGACGUGGGAGCCAUCGGAGAGUCCACCGUGCCUGAACCCUCUGUGGAAGCAGUUCUGACCUCUGAUGCUAUCAACAGCAUGGAGCCUGUCUCCACAGAGGUGCAGGGCUGCACUAAGGAACCAGAUUCACUCACAGAACCAGAGACCAACCUGGAGCGUGAUGACACAGUUCAGCAUGAGUCUCCCUCCGGGGCUCCAGAAUCAGAGCAGUCUGGGCCCAGUCCGUCUGACCGGGUGCGUGUGGCUCUACAGCGGGUCCAGCAGAGAUCCUCUUCCACGUCUGAAGACGGAACAGGUGAGGUGAGAGUCAAAGCCAGGGAUUCACUGAGAGACAGAAACCCCCUGAGGAGAUCCAGUUCUCUGCCCAGCUCCCUGCUCAGCCCGUCGCGCGUCGUCUCCUCUGUCCGCAUUCAGCUGGGCCGCGGGUCCGUCAAACACUGCACCCCGCCUUCCUACGCUUACCGCUUCGGCCCUGAGGAAGACCAGCCGCUGCUCAACAGGGAGGAGGUGGACUCUAUCGUGGAGGAAGACGAGGAGGAGCCACAGUCAUCCUGUCGUUCCACCCUCAUCAUCAGGUCAGCACCCGGGGAGGGAGAAAUACCCCCGGAGUCUCGAGGGGCGGAGGAGCCCCCUCGUGGUGGCGUGCCCCCUUACCCCCUGUGCCUACCCAGAUAUCUCACCCACUCAUCCAGUUCUCUGUACAGUGCUCCCCAAGACUGGGCCCCUAGACCACUCGGAGAAGCCCCGUCCUGGAGCACCUGCAGCGUGCCCAACCUCCCCCAGCACACCUCCAUGGCUUACUCUCCCACUCCGCCUCACGCCUCUGUCCACUACCCAUACCACAGAGGAGCGUACGGCUCCCCCUACAGCCAGUCUCCUGGCCCCAUUCACAGUCCCUUAGCCCAAGUACACAGUGCUCCUCCCGGGCAACUACACAACUCCCCGUUCGCUCAGCCUCCCCAUGGCCCCAUAUAUACUGCGCCUCACCCAGGCCUGCCCUUCAAUCAUCUACACAACACACACUUCAGCUCUCCGUACCACCCUCAGCUGAGUGCUGCUCACAGUGGGUCUCUCAGCAACCUCCAGGGCAGCCCGUACAGCCCUCACACUCCCCUGUGUCACACACACUCUGCUCCCUGCAGCUUUGCCUAUAACAGUCCUGCUAAUCUUCCACCCGUGCCCUGCGGUCACACCUACGCUCCGCAGUGUUCAGGUGUCCCCGCGCACCCUUUCCCCUGUGACCCCGCCCCUCCCCCGCCGCUCAACAGCACAGAAAUGCAGCUCAGACGGGUUCUGCAUGACAUCAGAGGCACUGUUCAAAGUCUGGAGCAGGGCUUUUGUGUGCAUGGUGAUGACACUCCUUCAGGCAUGCGCAGCCCACAGCAGCCCGUCUACGAGGAGCUGCAGAAGAGACGAAAGAGUCUGAAUGUGUUCCGUUCUCAGAUGAUGGAUCUGGAGCUGGCUCUGAUGAGGCAGCAGUCUAUGGUUUAUCAACACCUUACACCAGAGGAGAGGCAGGAGGCGGAGCAUCUGCAGCAGCUGCGUGCUGCUGUGCGGCAGGAGCUGCAGGAGCUGGAGCUGCAGCUAGAGGAUCGACUGCUCUCCCUCAAUGAACAGCUACGCUCAGCACAACAUGCCAAUCUGAGUCGCCACCCACUGGGCAUACGCAGAGGGGAAAGCACAGACAGCCUGUCUAAUGCCUCUGCUCUCAGAGCCAUGGAACCGGUCUCAGACCUUCUCAGGGAGCAGUUGUACUUGCAGACAGAACUGGGGUACGAGGGAGGGGCCAGUGCUGCGGCGUCCAGUUCUGGGCACUCGUCACGGGCGGCCAGUCCUGCCAGGUUCUCCAGACCUCCGGAGCGAUCCCUGCCUCAGAGACCAGCUGUGUACCGGGCCACUGUCUGCCUCACUCCUGCUCUCCCUCCACGAGCAGGUGCAGGGACCCCCCCGCCAGAGAACUCGGAGGAACAGAGGCAGAUCCCAGCUACUCCCUACUCUGAAGAGAGAGAGGAGAGAGGAGCUGGUAGUGACUCCUCAUUGGAUGGCCAUGGAGGCAGGGCAUCCGUUGAUUCCCUUCUUUUGGAGGAGCAGGGCGGAGGCCGAGGGGAUGCAUCUAGCCCUCAUCUUCAACAGCUGAUUAAGGAGAUCAAAGCCAGUAUUGCUGACGAGAUCCGCCAGGAGAUUGUGAAUGAACUUCUGGCUGCUGUGUCACCACGGAGAUCUCCAAUGGCAACGCGAGGGCACCCAGUCUGAGGAUGGAACUGGGUUCUGUAGAGAAGAGACUGAAGCGUGAUGAAGCGUGCACUGAGAACAGCUGUAUCUGUGUCUGAGGAAACCUCUGCUGCUCCUCACCAAGCUCCAGCACACACUACUGCCACGGAACAACAUGCAUCACAGCCUUCAUUUCCACGCUCAGACGGCAACGUGUCCGCGACCGUGAGAGCCUGUAGCCUACUGACUUCUGUUGGUGCAUUUUAUUGAAAUGUUCUGAUAUUUCUGGUAUGUGAUGUAUUUAAGUAUGUGAUGAGGGUCCAGGUGCAUGUCUGUUUGGUGAAAGGUGAUGAGACUUGAGGAGACUUUUGCUUGUUUAGAAAAAAAAGAAGAAAAGUUGUGCGUUACGGGGAGAGAUGUCUGCUGUAAUUGGAUUGUGUUCUAAUGUGACCUCUGUGAGGACACUAACUGUGCAAUACAUUUCACUUUUCAACUUGAACUCACUGAUUACAACUACUGUUUUAGACUUGCCACUUUGAAUAUGGUUUUCUGUGUAGUAUGCAUAAUUGUCUUGGUCUUUAUCAUGUCUUUGUCAGUAGUUGAUCACAUUCUAUGUGUCUAGGAGAUAAACUAAAACCUAAGAAGCACAUUUUAUUUGUAUGUUACUUAUCAUUAGGAAGCACUAAAUCGACUAUAUGUGUACAGAGUCGCAAAACGACCGAAAAAGUUUUAUUUCUUAAUGUCAACAACUAUUAGUUUAUCAGAAAACCUUUCUAUCAGUUCUUGCGCUCCUAAAGGAGUCUUGAUCAAUUCUUUUGUGUUUCACAACUACAGUUUAUUUCAAGUGUUGGUCCUAUGAUUCCGCGGCCGCGUCCGUCUCUGAGAGAGAGAGAGGGAGAAUUCAACGCUGCCUUCACACACAAUAAUGUUUCUGUCUCAACAUGAAUCCUAAUACUAACUGAUCUAUGACUACAUGUCGAUGGAGAGUUUUUUCUGUCUUUUUAAGGGACUUGCUAACCUGUCACCCGGGAUGCAUGAGGGAUCAGCUCUGAGUAAAAUCA